GCAUAAAUAAUUAUUAUUCUAUCUUACUUUCUUAAAAACUGUCUAGUGUCGCGGUAACUAACGAAAGUCUCAAAAGGGGAGAUCAAUGUAGUCAGUGGUCAGGAAAAUUUUUGUUUUAACUGUAACAAAAACAAGUUGAUAAGUUAACCCUACUUAAUAUCACAUUAUUAUUAUUGUGCUAAAGAUCCAUAUGGGUUUUUAAAAGUAACUUAAAUCGGCCUACCCUUAAAUCAAAUUGAUUGGCAUUUGACAAUUAUUUGAUUUUGAUACUGAAAAUGAGUGUCCUGUUUAUCUUAGACAGUCUCAAUAAAAUAAUAUCAGAUUUUGGUUGGAAACAAAAAAUCAUAUUUAAAUAAUUUAAUCAAUGUAACAAAGUUCAUAAAGUAAAGUAUAAAGUUAAGAGACUGUCAAGUUCUCUGUUUAUUUUAGGAAACAUGCCUUUACUUUAUUUAUUAAAAUAAUUUUUGUUAUUUAUACAUGUAAACUUGAAGUUGAAGUCUAUUUGAAUAUGAGCCUCCCCCUUCUCUCUCCCCCCCCCCUUUUUUUUUUUUCUUCUUCUUUCUUCCCAAUUUUUUUUAUUUAUACAUGUAAACUUAAAGUUGAAGUUUAUUUGAAUAUGAGCCUCCCCCUUCUUUCUCCCCCCCCCCUUUUUUUUUUCUUCUUCUUUCUUCCCCCUUUGUCUAUGACAGUGGUUCUCAACAUUUCUAAUGCCGCGACCCUUAAUAUAUUUCCUCAUGUUGUGGCGCCCCCCAACCACAAAAUUAUUUUCGUUAAUAUUUUACAACUUUGGAGUAUAGCCUGUGUGUUUUCAGAUGGUCUUGGACGACCCCUGUAAAAGGGUCAUGCAACCCCCAAAGGGGUCGCAAUCCACACGUUGAGAACCGCUGGUCUAUGACAUGAGAAGAUUGAAAAAAUAUGAAAUUAUGUUAGAAUUAAAGUCAGAAAAAAUAUGAAAUUAUUGAAAUUAUGUUAGAAUUAAAGUCAGUAAUCUUCUCAUGACUGUAAUUGUUAUUAAUUUAUAAAUACUAAGCUGUUCAGAUAUUUUUUAAUAAAAAUAAUAAAACAAAUAUUAAAUUAAAGCUUAAAGUAAAAUUGAAAAAUAAAUUGUUUGGCUUUUAGAAUUUGUAUAAUUGUUAACUUUUUAACUUAUUGUUGCUGUUAUUGUACUGUGUAAGAUAAAGUGUUUCCUUCUCCCUGGUUUUAAUGAUUCUAAACAUAGAGAAUUACACUGUGCAACAACAAUGUCAGUCAUGCUGAACACUACAAGGUUACAAUAUAAAGUUAAAUUGACAAGAAAAUUCUUCCAAUCCACUGCUAAAACCAUAGCCUUAUGGCAUGGAAAAACCACAGAUAUAAAUAAAUACAGUAUCACAUUCAACCAGAGCCACAAUAGAUAUAAGAUAUGCUAUUCUAUAAUAAAUGUAUUUUAUUCUUCUGUAUAACACUCUAAACAAUAAUAAUAUAACUAUUUUAUAAUUGUAUUUAUAUAUAAUAUAUAUAAAUAUACUGGUUCCCAGACAACUAAACACACGACAGGUGAACCUACGACAUCUGAACCCAAGACAACCAAACUCAUGACAAGUGAACCCACGGACAAGUGAACCCACAAACAAGUGAACCCACAGACAAGUGACCACACUGACAACUGAACCCAUAUACAACCAAACGCACGACAGGUGACCACAAAAAUGAUAAAAUUGAAUAGAAUAUGUAUUAAAUUUAAAAAUGCCGAAACGCUUAAAAAACCUACAAAGUAAAAUUUUGUACUGAUUAAAUGAAUAUAUAUUUUUAUAAUUAUUUUCAUUGGUUAAAUUAGCUUUAAAAAAUAAUUCUACUUCUAAGCGUUGCGGCUUCAAAAAAAUUAUUAAAAAAUGAAUAAUAAUAUAGUUGGCAAAUUAUUUUAGUUUUGCAAUUAGAAUUAGAGCGAGUUAUUUGUUCUUCUAAAGAAAUGUCAACUUACGGAUACUCUCAGAGCGACUCUGAUAAUGAAAUGUAUUCCUAUAUGUAUAGGCCUAUAAUAUGAUGAGUUUACUGCCCAAUGCUAUCGACAGUAUCGUCGUAAACAAGUAGGCUCUAGCUCUUAGCUUAAUUUUAAUUAUCCUUUCCAGAUUUUGAAAUUCGGUUCUCCGCUACUACACAAAAAAUAAAGUGGUAUUUUUACCUGCCUCAAGACAUACUUUCCAGAAUCAUACCAUACUAUUCAGGAUAUUUUAAGAUUGUUGUUGAUUUUUAUUGAGUUUUCAUUAAUUUACAAUUGAAUUGAUACAUAUUAAAUGGUAGGUCUAUCAGUAAUCCUAUAAUAUAGCUUUUCUCAACUAUGCGAAAUAAAUAUCGUCUAAAAAAACAUGCUUAGUAGAGUUAUAAUGAUUAUUAAUUAAUGUAUUUAAUCUCUACAUUGUACAUUUUCUAGACAUUUCGGCUUUUUUUACAUAUCCUAUUUAAUUUUAUUAUUUUUUGUGGUUGUCUAUGGGUUCAGUUGUCAGUGUGGUCACUUGUCUUAGUUUACUUGUCUGUGCGUUCACUUGCCGUGGGUUCACUAGUCAUUGGUUCGGUUGUCUUAGGUUCAGUUGUCGUAGAUUCACCUGUCGUGCGUUCAGUUGUCGGGUCACCAAAUAUACUAUACUAAUGUCUAAAUACAAAAUGUAAAAUCUAACUUAAGUUCACUUUUUUAGUAAAGUUCAUAUGUUAUAGUACUUAUAGUGAGUUCAGUGGUUAACUUGUUCAGCUAACUUAGUGAGUAAUACAGAUGUCUGAUAUUCAUAAAAAUAAAUGGUUUUAGAAUUAAAUGAGUUCAUUUCUUUAACAUUGCGUUUGGGCAAAACCAGGUAGCCAUAAUUGCAAUAAUGAUGUUUUAAAAUAAAUUACAAUUAUAAUUAUUAUUUGUUUAACUCAUUGCAAUAAAUAAAUUGGCAUUCGGCCUAUUACAGAAUUGCUGCCAGUUCAUCAGUGCAACCUUAGUCUUCACUGCUUAAGUAAAAAUUUAUAAUUAUAACUGUUAAAUAAGACUUAAGUUUGUUACCUGCGCAACAUUUCAUCCAGCCAUUUACUGUAUAAUCUUCCAAUACCGUAAAGGAAAAUAAAAUGUUGUAUAUUAUUAAUGUCUUUUACACUAAAUUAUCUUUAAGUUAAGUACCGGUAUUCAAAAUGAAUCCCAGUGAUGACACUACAGAGAGAAAUAGGACUGAACUUAUUCAUAGAAACAUAACAGGUAAUAAUAAUAAUUGCCUUUUGAGGUUGUCUAUUUUGGUUGUAACCUAAGCACAAUAAGCAUGACAGACAUACUCAGUUGAUAAAUCUUAAUUUGGAACCAGUGGCUUAAAGAGUUAAAUCAUAUUAAGUAUAAAAUGGAGCUAUUCACUGAAUGCUACAUGUGAAACACUAUCUUUUACUUUUGUUAGAAUGUAUAGGUCAGCUUUAAUUAUUUAAAUUCUACCCAUAUCAAUCUGAGAUUAUCAUUAAAAGACAUCAAAUUAAUUUCAGGAAUUUCUAAUGAUCUUGAAGAAGAAUUUGCCUGCUCUGUUUGUUUACGCCUUGCAGUCCAACCCACAACCCUAACAUGUGGCCACACAUCAUGCCGUAUUUGCCUGGCAAAGUGGUACUUCAAUUCAAAAAAAAAAGAAUGUCCUAUGUGUCGGCAAACUUAUAUGGGGCAUCCAAAAGUCAAUUUUCAACUCAGGUAAAUAAUUUUUAAGCACAUGUUGCAUAAUUCAAAGUGAUUCAUUUAUAACUUUAAAAUUACAAUAAGAUUUCAAUAUUUUGUAUUGUUUGUUAUCUCUUGAUUUUUAGUUUAAUAACACAUUUAAUCAGUUUCUCAGUUAAAGGCAUUAUUACAAAAGAAAAUCAGAGAAAAUCAUCCAGUAACAUGCAAGGUUAUUAUUAUAUAUCUCUUCGCCUCUGACUAGCUAAAACCACUUUAUUUCAGUGGUCUCAAACUUUCAUUAUGUCUGCAUGAAGAUAUUUUGAUGUCUCAAGGGCCACAACAGAUCUAAAAAAUAUAAUUUUAGAGUCUUUUUCUUAUUACAGUAUGUAAUCUUAUUACAAUAUAUAAUGCAAAUCAUAUAAGGGGCUGAAAAAGAAAGCAGAAGAGUUCUCUGCUUCCUCUUCUUUAAUUCAGUUGUUGGAGUUAAAUUUAAGUUCAAAUAUUUUUCAGAAAUUUGGUGAGAAAGCUCAUGCCCCAAGAGAUUACAAAUCGAGAGAAAGAAUUAGAAGCAGAAACUGAAGACCAGAACCUAUUAAAGAAAUUUGAAAAGCAACUUGCUGAAUCUAACAUUGGUCAAACAAAGAAAAAUACAGACAUUUUUAUUUUUUGUGCUGGAAUUAUAAUUGCUUUAUGCGUGUCUGUGGUAGGUAAAGCGUGUUAAUUUUGAAAUAAAAGUAAUAUUAAUCUUUUUAAGUGUAACUGGUAGUUAGUAUAACAUUACUGGUUUUUUUAAAAGAUAUAUACCAUGAAUGAUUCAUAAAAGCCAUUGACCAGAACACAAUUAAUAUCCUGAUAGAUUUGACAACAAACUUUUUCAUCACAACAAAUGCAAACUCUGAAUGUCAUAAUUAUUAAUGCCAUGCAAUUUUUACGUACUAAAUCUACUUUAUCAAAACCUUUGUAAACUAAUUAGUGUAAACUAAAAUUCACUUUAUAAAUCAUUCUUUAUUUAUGCAAUUUUCAAACUAACCACUACUUAAAAUCUACAGAAUUUCUCACUAAGCAUGCAAAUAAUGAAAUUAUAUCUACCAGUAAUGUAAUCACAUCUGACAAGUAGUCCUCUUAAAAAUGUUAAAAACGGUUAACGUUAAAGUUAAAUCAAAUAUUUUAAAAUGUUAUUUUAAAAACGGAGAAAUAAUUUUUUAGAGCAAAUAAAAAGGAAAACUAAUUCUUUAUUGUGGCAGUGUAUGCCCCGUUAUUUGGAAACCCGCUAUUAGCCCCGUUAUUUUGAGACAACCGCUAUUAGUACGAAAAACAUGUUUGGCACUCAACGCGCGGUGUGACCGCGCCUAGCACUGGAUCUGAAUGUUGACCUCAGGUAUCCCUUUCACCCCAGUCCGGACGGUCUCUAUGCGGCCGGCUUCUCUCGCGGAUAAGGAGGAAAUAAUAAAAUACCACGAUGUGCGCUUUAGUUAGAAAUUCAAUAAUUUAUUUCUCGGGAACCCUAGCGUAUUAAGUUAUAAAUUAUAUCUAGUUAGAAAGGGGAUUUUAUUCACUAUUCCAUAGCAUAUUUACAAGUCUCCAUCGUUGGAGGAUAUGUGAACAUUUAGUCAUUAAAGGAGUUUUCGCCUUCAUCUAUAGUGGUCCCCACCCCUUCUAGUUAAAAUAUCUCAAAAACUACUUAACUCAUAGAAAUAUAAAAUAGCAUCUUAGAGAGCUGAGACAAAACUGCACAGAUCACAUAUAAGUCGUUAGGGCUUUGGUCAGGGAUUUUAAUUAUUACUCGGGUGUAGUCCCCAGAGUUAGGCAUUUUACCCCAGGAAAUAGGCCAGAAGGCAAAACUUAGACCGACUUGGUUUAAGUAUGACGGAGGGGCUCUCUCAUAUGUCCGCGCACGGCUUUAUAAAGGGGUGCACACUAAGUAGGGGGUCAUUCGAGAUUGGUCAGCAUCCCUGCAGUGUGCCUUUGCUCAGUGCGGCCCAUUGGAACGCUCUAUAUUGUCCUUUUUCUUCAUAGUGGACUUUUGCCUUAGUCUUUAUAUUUUCUUAGGACUUUUCCUUUAGUCACAGUGACUUUUUCUGUAGAGCAUUAAUAAAGCUAUAGUCCUCGAGACCUGCAUUUCUUCAUUUUUUUAUUAUUAGUAACUGUCAGUGGCAGCCUUGGUACACCCAAGCACCAAUCACCUACGUCACCACACUACUACAUUAUGAUUAAAAUAUUAUUUCAUACUUAAGAAAAUCAGAGAUCAAGUUUGGCCAAGAAAAUAAUGAAUGAAUAUAUUUAUAAAUAAUUUACUGUUUUAGAACUGAAUUUAAUUCUUGUGACAGGUUGUUUACCUAGCCUGGUACUGGCAGUCAAGUGAUAGUAAUCUGUUGGUGAUGAAACCUGUGCAGACCUGGAGACAGAAAGAUGUUGCCACAUGGCUAGAGGAGAUGGGUUGGGCUAGUCACUAUGCAUCACUUGCCUUGGAAAAUAAAAUAGGUUUAAGUUACUCAAAUAGUCUUUCCAAAUGUAGUUAAUUCUUUGAAUAUUUCACUAAGUUACUUGAUUUUAAAAAAAAGGUAUUUAAUUUUUUUUUAAUUCUUUUUUUAAAAAGAGUUAAAUAGUGUAUUUAAUUUACUUUAAUUAAAGCUUCCAAUUUAUUAAUUUAUUUAAGUUAAAAUGUCUAAACUCAUGUUUCUUUUUUUAUUAAUGGGACUUAUUCACUGUUUAAAUUUUGAACUUUUCACAGAUGGCAACAUGUUGUUAUCACUGACUAAUGAUUCAUUGACACAUUUUCUUAAUGUAACUGAUAUUACUCAUGAGAGAGCUCUUCUUUUUGCCAUUAAUAUGUUAAAAGAACAUGGAGUUAAGAUGCCUGCUACAUUAUGGGAAUACAAGGUAUAAUUGAAAAUUGUUUACAUUGGCUCUUAGAGCUCCAACAAAUUUUUGUAGUUUACAAGUAGAUAUGAGAAAUAAAUAACUUUGAUAUAUCUACUGCUUUAUCAGUUUUAUAUGGUAGUAUUUUCUUAAUGGUUUUAACUUCCAUCCUAGGCCUUGUACCCUGGAAGAUGUUUAUUUCUUGUAUACGGAAUGAAAGAUUUCCCCAGAACAAGUCUUCUCUAUUUGUGGAUGUACUUUUAUGAUGAUAUGUUUUUACCAUUUGUGAAAACAACCACUAAGACAACUGUAGAUAUUAUUCCAGUGUCAAAUUCAUCAGUAAGUUUAAAGUUCAAUUUGUAUUGUAUCCUUGGUAUUUGCCUUUUAUCCUUUGUAACUGCCUUUUAACAUUUAAUUCUUUGUACUUCAAAGAUAUCUAAAUUUGUCAAUGUUUAUCUACAUAAAAAAUAAAGGAGCCUCCGUUGUUUCUCUAUUAAAAAAUAAAAUUUCUUACACGUCUGUCUUUGUGAUAACUAAGUAUUAGAAAAGCAAAUAAGUCAACAUGAAGCAUUAUCAAUUUUUUCCUUUUUAACAGACAGAUGUCAUCAGUAAAGCAGAGUGGGUGAGCUUCAUGAUAUUUGCAGUAUUAUUGCCAGAAUGGCUGGUUGUGGUUUUUACCUGGCAGAUGUUCUCACAUCAUUUCUUCUCACCAAUGUUUGUCCUGGCCACAGCUGUACUGUAUCAGGUUAUGGAAAUACUCACUUGGAUUAAAUUUUUUAACAACAUGGAGUGGAGGUAAAUUUUCAAAGAUAACUUAUUUGACCAAGUCUCUAAUUAAAUGACUAAGAACAUUGAACAAGUAAAUAAUAUAACUUAAUAAAUAAAGACUGACCAUUUUUUUAACUACAGAAAAUGUAUUUAAGAAUAUAUAGCAUAUUACAUUAUUUUACAUAACGAAUAUGAAUGUAAUUACAUAUAUUUUUAAGAAUGGUUGAUUUUACUGUAUUUGACAGACAUAUCACAGUCUGAUUUAAAGUUGUCUUGGUAGCUUCUUUGUUACCCUCAACUCACUAAUUUUAGCUCUUCCCUCAACUAUGAGCUUACUAAUUAACAGUAACUAUUUCAACACUUAUUAGUUUUCUCCUAGAGCACAGCCUACACCUCGCCCCCAGUACCCACUUUGCAGCCCGCGAAGUAACGAAAUAUUCUUAACUCUAAUUAUUUUCUUAAUAUCUCCCCCCCGUCCUAUUUUAUUUUGGCCUGCACAAGCCCUGUCCUAUUUUCUUUGGCCCGCACAAGCUUUUCAUGAAGUAUUACGGCUCGCCUUACAUUUUGAGUUGUGCAAGCCUGUCCUAACGCGUAUUAAAUUAUCAAAUUAAACAUAAACCUUUCAUAACAUUCUUUAGCAAAUGCUUCUUUAAUAAUUUUUAGACUUGAUUGUAAAAUGAUGAACAUCAUCUGGUUAUCACCUUUGAUGUUCUCCAGUUUGAAUUUUUGUUCGCUGCUUGCAUAUAUUUAUUAUAAAAAAUUUUCAUUUCUUUUAUCUUCAGGUUGACAAUAGGCUUCAUCAAAGCCUGGAUCCGUCAUCUGAUGUCAGCUUUCAUAUUUAUGGUUGUCUGGCCUUUGGUUCCCAAUUUGAUCUGUGAUAUUUUUUUCUAUGGUGCCUUGUACAUCAGUCCUGUGCAAGCUCUAAUAGCUGUGUACAAAAAGUUCAUUGCUAUCAACAAUGCAAUGUGAUUGAAACAAAAUUAAAUUUAAGGAGACUUAUUUGUUGUUUCAAGAAAAUGCGGAACAGGAUAAGGAAGCACAUCAAAGAAAAUUUGAAAUUACCAUGCAAGGAAGCACAUCAAAGAAAAUUAGAAAUCUUUUGUUUAAUUUUGUGUGACUUGAAAUUCAAUAGAUUCUUUCCAAUGAAAAUGGUUUAAUUUGAAUAUUUUUAAUAUAAUAUCUGUGUUCCUUGGUAAAAACAAAACUGGGUUUAAGUGAGAGUACCAGCAACUAUCAGAAUGUUUGUUUGAAACAUGCAUAGUUAAAGUCAUUCUGAAUAUGUGAGGACCAUACACAAAUACAGUUUGAUUGGUAUUAAAAAUUAAAAUUAUGUUUUUGCAUACAUCACUUCCUCCUCUACAAAAAACAAGUAUAUGGUCCACUGGCUAACUUUUUUUACUACCUUUUAAAAUAAAUUCCAGCCUGUGCCGUAAAAAAAAUAGACCUAUAUGCAGUAAUUUUGCCAAUAGAUUAUCUAGAAUUUUAAUUCUUUAAGAAAGCUUAAAAGAAAUAUUUGCCUUGUUUUGUUGUAUACUUAAAUUGACAGAGAGAGACAUAGAGGUUGUGAAAUAGAGAUCAGAGGGCUGUAAUUUAUUUUAAUUUUAGCAACGUAUAAUCUUCUUACCAAAACAGCGAGAUGUUCUUGCAACCAAAAGGAGAAACAUGGAGUAUUUCUCUUUAAACCUUGUUACAUUGACUUAAAAUUGAUGAUUAUCAUUUAAUCUAUAUUAUUAAUUCAAUAAUUUAUUUGAUUUAUAUAAUUAUUUUCCUAGCUUUAUAGUUAAAAAUUGAUGCUUAUUUUAUAAUCUAUAUAAUUAAUCUAAUUUUUAUAAUUGAUUUCAAUUCAAUCGGUGGAUUCUGUUUGAGAUAGAAUCAGUAUUCUGUGCUUUGUUUUGAGUGAAGAACACUUUUGCUUGAGGCAGUCUUUAACUUAUCAGUUCAGUGUCUUGUUCUGUUUACCAAUACGUUUGACACAAAUUAUCUUUUAUGAUGGUCUUAUAUUAAAAAUUUACAAUUCAUUUUGUUUUAUUUUAAAUUUUCAGUAUUUUUUAUACUGACGACUUAUAUUAUUGUUAAAACAAUAAUACACAAAAAAUUAACUUUAGUUAAGUGAGUGAGAUCUUUUUAUAGAAUUAUAUAGAAAUAGAAUUUGGAACUUUAUAAUAAUAGCUUCAAAAUUAAUUUCCUAUGUAGAAAUUACUAUAAUCUCUCUUUUGCAGAAUGACUUAAAUUUGUUCAUCAAUUAAAUAGAUGUAAACCUAUCAUACGAUGGGAGGUUUUUAAAAUCCUUAUGAAAACUACAAUGCAUGAAGAACAUUUUUUUACAGUAAAAUCUUGGGUAAAAAGACAUAUAUUCCAAUCUGUGUAUGCUAUGCAUCCCUCAAGGAUUUAAGAAAUUAAUUACCAAUAUGGAAAAUAAAGUUAAAAUACAUAAUGUACCACCAUAAUAUUUCUUUUUGGUACUUCUUUUACCUAUCUUUCUAAUUUACCAUUCUUAUGAAUAUUUAAUAAUUAUCAUUUUAUGAAAAUUCUUACCAUAGUUUAUUUUCUGUUGCAUUUUAAUGAUCUAUUUAAUAGAUAAAAAUAAUAAUUUUUAAAAAAUCUGAUGUAUUAGUAGUGUGAUCAAUUUUUGAUAGAUGGAAAAAUUAUUUUAAUUUCAUACUUGUUAAUAUAUAAGUUGGUUUUUAAGAUAUGCAGAAUUUUAUUCAAGAUUUUACAGUAAAUGAAAUAUGUUUGUAAAUCUAGUUAAAAUGCAAUCGGCAGGUAUUUAAUAAAAUGUGCUGUAUUUAAAUUUAAAGUAUACAUUUAGUUAAGAAAGAUCCUUAUUACUUACAUCUUGUAAAGAUCCUCCUUACUUACAUCUUUCCUUAACAUUUAAAUAGAUUUUAAAACAACACAAAUUACUUCACAAUCAUUUAUAUUUGUGCAAUUCUAUUUCUAAAAACAAAAUCCAUGACAUUUUGCAUUAACAAAUUUUUGUAUAGUCCUUAAAAUAUCUUUACUCAAGCUAGUGAGCUAACAAACCUUUUCAGAAUAAUAUUACAAUCUAAUUACAUAGAAUUUAUGUUUGAGGUUCAUAUGUGCUGAAGUCUUAUUUUUGGGUGAUAUUAUUUGAUAACUCUCUUACUUUUUUCUGAUUGCGUUCAUUAUACUUGUAUCUAUUUAAACUGUGCUUAUAAUUAGCUUUUAACAUUUAUUGUUUGGUAUUCUGGACAUACAUUAAAAUUUUAACAGGUGAAACACAUUGUAUGUGUUUAUCCCUAUUUCCAAAUGUACUAUUUGAAGGAAUAAAAU
Lymnaea stagnalis (great pond snail) is the source of this 10561-nucleotide messenger RNA. NCBI's taxonomy places the organism in Eukaryota, Metazoa, Mollusca, Gastropoda, Lymnaeidae. The record is from the annotation of a GenBank genome assembly.